This is a messenger RNA of Theobroma cacao (cacao), 1207 nucleotides long. The record is from RefSeq and is a predicted model, not a curated record. Lineage: Eukaryota; Viridiplantae; Streptophyta; Magnoliopsida; Malvales; Malvaceae.
UCCCACAAUGAAUCGCAGAAAUAUCUUUUGGAACAGAUCUGAGCUCGGUGCGUUUGCACGGAAGAGAAAGAGGAGACGGAGAGAUUAAGCAAUAACAAUGGCGAAUGAAGGAGUGGAGAUCAGUAACAAGCAGGUGAUAUUGAAGGAAUACAUCACCGGGCUUCCGAAAGAAUCAGACCUGCUUGUGACGACCAAUAACACUAUAAGUCUGAAAGUAGGUAGAGGGUCACCAAAAGCCGUUCUUGUGAAGAAUCUCUAUUUAUCAUGCGAUCCUUAUAUGGGAUACUCGAUGAAGCAUCCGGAUUGCGACUUGCACAAUCCCUACACCCCUGGCUCCCCGAUAACUGGAUUUGGAGUGGCUAAAGUUUUGGAUUCAAGCCAUCCGGACUUCAAGAAAGGGGACUUAAUAUGGGGGAUAACUGGAUGGGAGCAGUACUCUCUGCUCACAGCAACAGAACCACUCUUUAAAAUUAAUCAUACGGAUGUACCCCUUUCCUACUAUACAGGAAUUCUUGGUAUGCCUGGCUUGACAGCUUAUGCAGGGUUCUAUGAGAUUUGGAGUCCUAAGAAAGGAGAAUAUGUCCUCGUAUCAGCAGCAUCCGGUGCAGUUGGACAGCUUGUUGGGCAAUUUGCAAAGCUGAUGGGUUGCUAUGUUGUUGGUAGUGCUGGAAGCAAAGAAAAGGUUGAUUUGUUGAAAAACAAGUUGGGAUUUGAUGACGCCUUUAAUUAUAAGGAAGAGCUUGAUUUCAAUGCAACUUUGAAGAGCAGGUACUUUCCCGAAGGAAUCGAUAUUUACUUUGAAAAUGUUGGAGGAAAAAUGCUGGAUGCAGUGCUUCUUAACAUGAGAGUCCAUGGCCGCAUCGCUGUUUGUGGAAUGAUCUCCCAAUACCAUGUCGAUCAGCUUGAGGCUGUACACUAUCUGACAUCUAUCAUUUAUAAGAGGGUUCAUAUAGAAGGAUUUGUGGUUUCCGAUUACUUCCCAUUGUAUUGUAAGUUCAUGGAUACUCUAUUGCCCUGUAUCCGUGAAGGGAAGAUAAAGUACGUGGAGGACAUUGUUGAAGGCCUGGAGAGCGGCCCUGCUGCUCUGAUAGGACUCUAUAGUGGCCAAAAUGUUGGAAAACAGGUUGUUGUGGUCGACCAUGAUUGACUGGCCACCCUUCUCUACUUAAGCAUCGGUUUAAUCCUCAAACACCAGUUGUUUUAAGAA